Molecule: messenger RNA, 435 nt
Organism: Ostertagia ostertagi
Lineage: Eukaryota; Metazoa; Nematoda; Chromadorea; Rhabditida; Trichostrongylidae
Source: the annotation of a GenBank genome assembly
AUGCCAUCCGCUCCAGUUUCCAAAUAUCAUCAACCAUCAGCACCUUCCCAAUCAAUAAUUCACGUACCAGCUGCACCACCUGCAACACAAGCCCAAAAACAGCAAUUUGCGAAUUUCUUCCCAGGCAUCUCUUGUAUCCACCUUGCAAAUACUAGUCAAAUGAUCUAUGUCCCGGCAAAACUUAAUAUGUCAUCAAUUGUUGCUCUUCUAGACACUGGAUCAGCUCUUACAAUCGUCUCUGAUACCGUAGCUCGAAAAAUAAAGGCCGAAAUAUCUCCGUCCACGGUUACAAAAGGUAUCACAGCGAAUGGAUCGAUCAUGAAUUUACUGGGUCAAUUCACACCAAACCUCACCAUAGGACGAAAAACCAUGCAAAUUACUUGCUACGUCGCUUCUGAUGCUAACUGUUCUUCUCCGUUCAUUCUUGGCAACGAU